This is a messenger RNA of Oncorhynchus masou masou (cherry salmon), 1634 nucleotides long. Its product is annotated as SIN3-HDAC complex-associated factor-like. The record is from RefSeq and is a predicted model, not a curated record. Gene Ontology annotation, biological process: negative regulation of cell migration. The coding region runs from base 129 to 881 and encodes 250 amino acids. The transcript has 6 exons. Gene Ontology annotation, cellular component: Sin3-type complex. Lineage: Eukaryota; Metazoa; Chordata; Actinopteri; Salmoniformes; Salmonidae.
CUCCCCCAGACACGCAAGUAAAACGGAAACAUCCGAACAGUGUAUUCAUUGUUACAUGCGUUUAAAUAGCCUACUAACGACGUCUUUUAUUAUCUUUACAACUCAUUCAUCAUUGACUGUAACUCAAGAUGUUUGGCUUCCACAAGCCCAAGAUGUACCGGAGCCUAGACGGUUGCUGUAUCUGUCGGGCCAAGUCCUCCAGCUCCCGCUUCACCGACAGCAAGCGCUAUGAGAGGGACUUUCACAGCUGCUUUGGGCUGAGUGAGGUGCGUUUUGGGGAGAUCUGUAAUGCCUGUGUUCUCCUGGUGAAAAGGUGGAAGAAACUCCCAGCUGGCUCCAUAAAGAACUGGAAUCAUGUUGUUGAUGCUAAAGGUUCCGGGUCGAGCUGGAAGAUGACAGUGAGGUCCAAGAAGAUGAAGAGGCGAGCCAGGCCAAGUCGGAUCAGCCGAGUGCAGAAGGAGCUCAAGAGACGCAGUAAGCAGAUGAUACUCUGUGCUCGGCUAUGCUGCCUUGUGCAGUGUAAACUUUGGGGUUUCAAAAACUCUGACGCCCACAGCACCACCUCCAGUGCCUCCCCUGCCCAUUCUCCCAGCUACAGCAACCAAUCAGACGAGGGCUCGGACAUGGAACUCUCACCUGGUGCCACCCACUCGCCAGUCUUCUCUUUCCUGGACCUCACCUACUGGAAAAGGCAGAAGGUGUGCUGUGGCAUCAUCUACAAGGGACGCUUCGGAGAGGUACUCUUAGACCCCCACCUCUAUAAGCCCUGCUGCCAGAAGAAACAACAGCAUGAGCCAGAGGAGGAAGCACAGGCGAACAGAGCGAACGUGAUGAGCCCUACGCCACCGAACAUCCCACUCACUCCCCCAGGUCAAAGAUGAGGGGCGGAGGAACAGUGGGGAUUUGAUGUCAUAAUGUCUCAGAGAAAUCACAUGACACUCUACAGAAGUCAGGUGGAGACCGUUGGGAUUUUAUGACGUUCUGGAGCGCUCUCAAGACAGUCUUCUGGGAUUGCUUUCUAUUCAAGGGCAGCUGGACUACUUCUAAAAUGUUGCGUUCUGUACCAGGAGGGCAAGGUUUGUUAUUUUAUAUCUGUUAACAAUGGACUCUUGCCCCCCCCCCCUUUUCUCUCUGAGUGUUAUGAGAUUGUGAAUAUUCACAAUUUGUUUUCAAUAUAAAAUGCUGGAUCCGCUAAAGCUGUAUGAGAAAUGGAGACCUCUGCAACUGUACCUUUUUGUAGUAGGAUAGAGCCAUAUCCAUUAGGAUAGAGAACAGCCUUCCACACUCUGCCUUCUCCUGUCCUGUACCCCAUACAUACACUGGGUCUGGUCACUUUCUGAAAGGAUUUAUUCUCUUAUUUCACUUGUCCUUCCCUUAAUCAACAUGGUCAUUGAUCGGACUCCUAAUAAAGGGAAAAGCUGUAGAAAUUUGGCAAAAUCAAUUUGUCAGAGGUGUGGGAAGCAAUUCAGCUAUUUUUUAAUCUUACCAGAGCCUUAUUCUUCGAGGUUUCUUUGUUAAAGGGACACGUCUACACAACCAAUGUCAUAUCCAGUCUUGAUUGUGCACCAGGUGUACGCUCUGAUAUAUUGAUACUAUAUUCUUUCCAGUGCACAUUUUUAACAUUUGAUAUUGUU